Messenger RNA from Phycodurus eques (leafy seadragon), 824 nucleotides. It is a transcript of the gene spcs3, whose product is annotated as signal peptidase complex subunit 3. The record is from RefSeq and is a predicted model, not a curated record. Lineage: Eukaryota; Metazoa; Chordata; Actinopteri; Syngnathiformes; Syngnathidae. The transcript has 5 exons. Gene Ontology annotation, cellular component: signal peptidase complex; membrane. Gene Ontology annotation, biological process: protein targeting to ER. The coding region runs from base 92 to 634 and encodes 180 amino acids.
GAGUGAUUUUCUACAUAUACGGAGUGCGAUACGUUCGUUCAUUUUCGAGCGUUUCUCCUGUCUUCUAGCACCUUUAAAAAAAAAAAAAAAAAUGAACACCGUUCUGUCAAGAGCUAAUUCCCUUUUCGCCUUCUCAUUGAGCGUCAUGGCGGCCUUAACUUUCGGCUGUUUCAUCACAACAGCGUUUAAAGAUAGAACUGUUCCUGUGGACGUCCGUGUCUCCAAAGUCAUGCUGAGAAAUGUUGAUGACUUCACUGGACCCAGAGAGCGCAGUGAUCUGGGUUUCAUCACAUUUGACCUCUCAGCUGAUUUGCAGCCAAUAUUUGACUGGAAUGUUAAACAGCUCUUUCUCUAUUUGUCUGCUGAGUACACCACAAAAAGCAAUUCUUUGAACCAGGUGGUGCUCUGGGAUAAGAUUGUUCUCCGAGGUGAAAACAACAAACUGAACCUCAGAAACACAAAAUCAAAAUACUUCUUCUUUGAUGAUGGAAACGGUCUCAGGGCCAACAAGAACAUCACUCUGACGCUGUCAUGGAAUGUCGUUCCCAACGCUGGAAUACUGCCGCUUGUAGCUGGGAGUGGAUACACCAGUCUUCCCUUUCCUGAUAAAUAUGAGACUCCCAAGAGCUAUUAGAGUGAAACAAAAUUAGUAUUUUAGAAUUUACAGCACAGGCUUCACUCACAGGCUUUUUACAAGAGAAGUACAGAUAAUGGGUUAACUAAUUCAUUUAAGUUUUGGUAUAAAAAAAAAGAGAGAGAACGGAAUUGUUUUGAACCUUUAACAUCUUAUGCAUGUAUUGGCAAAAUAAUAAUUAAGAAAGCAA